AUGGACGAAGAACUGGAUGAAGUCUUUUCAGCCGAAAUGGACGAGGAGUUUGGAAGGAAUUUGCCUGGAUCAGAGCAGCCUGACAUCACGCAAAAUCAGGACCCCUUUUUCUCAAACCGCUUUGAUAUUGUGGUCCCUGAAGAUGAUGGGAAGAAAGAUAAUUGCUGCGUGAAUUACCUAAAAAAGUUUUGGGCUACACGAAAUAAGAAGAUACUUCAAGAUAAAGAGACAAUAAUCAGGACUACUGUGCAAGAACUACUAAUAUAUGCGGGUUUUAUAACCAUCAUCUUAACAAAGCGCAUGGGUGGCCUCACGCAUCGUAUUGCUGCCAAAUUAGAGCAGAGUUACUCAGGAUGCCCAAAUUGGGCGGUUCCUGUCUUUUUCGUACGAACUUACUUCGGUAACAAGGAGCUUUACAUACAUCUCCUGAUCCUUCUCCACCGUUAUGGCAAAGCUCCCGUCAAACGUGUUGACCCCGUAAUCCCUUUAAAGGCGACCCAAACGCCACGAUAUUUUGCUUUGCUGCCGACUGCCUAUCUGCAAACCUACUUCUUCACGGAUGUCGUACAGCAAUUCGCUUUUCCGCUUGAAUCUUCUGAUAAGGAAACCUUUACCAAAAUCCAUGAUCGGCCUGCUAUGUGGAAUUUCAUCCUCUCGGAUUUCCUGAACUCACUUUACAAGGAGAAUGCGGAAAAUCGUCUGGUUGGGCGUCCACGUAUUCGACAGGUUCGAGUUUCCAGCAUCGACUGCCAAUUACCCAGACGUGUUCCUGAUCAUCUGCGCCACUGCUUUCCCACCUUCAGCGCCGAACUUGAAAAUCGCGAUCCCAUUGUGCCCACCAUCAAUAAGAGUGUCGUUUUAAGUAAACCUGCAUGGCGUUGGCGAAGUGCGUCGGAGUCUGGAAUUGAUAGUGUCCCUGGUACCAUCGCCACCUAUACGGGCUCAGGGUACUAUCUGGACCUCGGCCUGACCCGCCAAGUGACCUCGGAAAUGCUGACAGAACUCCACACCAACCUAUGGACUGGCGAGUCCACUCGAGCUGUUAUCAUUGACUUUACCCUCUACAACGCCAACCUCAACUUCUUCAGUGUCGUACAACUCUUAUUUGAGACGCCCUACACAGGAGGCGUGAUCGGAUCAGUGGAUAUUCAUCCUCUCUACCUAAUUCACCGGCACUCCCUCUCUGAAUAUGUCGUUUUUGUUUGCGAAAUCAUUUCCCUCGUAUUUGUGGCCUACUACAUUAUUUUCAAGAUGGGUCUAUCCUACUUCCGUGGCUUUUGGCAUCUCGUCGAUUUUUUGGUCAUUUCACUGUGUGUUGCUUGUGUCGGACUCAACAUCUACAACCGCUCCUUGGUCAUGGGUAUACUGAGGCAAGGGAUUUCUUCCCUUGAUGUCUACCCCGAAUUCGUACAUAUUGCACAUAUGGCAUUGCAGUACAAACGUCUACUUGCAUUGCUUGUCUUCUUCUCACUGAUUCAGGUCAAUAAAAUGACUUUUAUUUUAAAAAAUGAAUUCCCUUUAUGGAAAGUAAUAUCAAACUUUUCACUCCUCAUUUUUUUACCAACUAUCCCGUCCUCGGGUUCUUCUAUGCUUAUUAUCCCAUUGCAGAUCUUUAAGUUCAUCAGUUUCAGUGAAACGAUGGGGCAGCUGACAGCGACAAUCAACUACGCUUUAUACGAUAUGAUUGGAUUCACCGUUAUGUUUGGAAUUAUCUUUGCCGCUUUUGUGCAAGCUGGAACCCUCAUGUUUGGCUCCACCAGUUCGGAAUUUAAGUCUUUCGAUCUCUCAGCGUUCGCGUUGUACCGUAUCAUUCUCGGCGACUUUGAUAUGGAUGCUAUCAAAGCUACACACAUACUCCUCGGACCUCUUUACUUCUUAGUUUACGUUUUCUUUGUCUUUUUUGUUCUUCUCAACAUGUUCUUAGCCAUAAUCGGGGAGGCCUAUGCAAAGGUCAAGGAGAAUAUGGCAAAACGCAAAAAUGACUUCAAGUUUAUCGCCUAUAUUCGCCACAAUACAAAGGAAUUCUUCGCAAGGUUCUCAAAACGCCGAAGAAUGCCUCUAGAUAAAGUUCUCGAAUCCGCAGUUGAUGAUCAAAUGGAACUCUCUUUCAAUGCUUGGAGACGUGCGAUGAAGGCCGCCGGCUACUCCGAGAUGGAAGCAAACUUCCUCUUCCACAAGUACGACAAGGAUGGGGACAACAUGUUGGAUUUUGUUGAACGCCGUCGAAUGCGGGAAGAAAUGUUUUUGGGUAUUGCAUUCCAACCUGCUGACUCCGAUGAUGAGGAUAACAGAAUGAAAAGCUCCGAAAAAACACAGCAGAGGCCUAACAAGGACCUGUUUGCUGAACUUGAGGACUGUGAGGAGCUGACCGAACGCAUAGCAGACGUGGAGGGAAACGUCAACGCAGUGGUGAAACAGAUCUGCUUCAUUUUGGACAAACUGCAAAGCGCUGAGCGCCAUAGAAGAGAGAACGAACACAUCCUCAUGAAGAGCAUCCUCUAG
Echinococcus granulosus is the source of this 2502-nucleotide messenger RNA. RefSeq names its product Polycystin-2. Gene Ontology annotation, cellular component: membrane. Lineage: Eukaryota; Metazoa; Platyhelminthes; Cestoda; Cyclophyllidea; Taeniidae. The record is from RefSeq and is a predicted model, not a curated record. Bases 1 to 2502 code for a protein of 833 amino acids. Gene Ontology annotation, molecular function: calcium ion binding; calcium channel activity. The transcript has 15 exons. Gene Ontology annotation, biological process: detection of mechanical stimulus.